This is a messenger RNA of Hipposideros armiger (great roundleaf bat), 3005 nucleotides long. RefSeq names its product nucleolar and coiled-body phosphoprotein 1 (gene NOLC1). Bases 78 to 2219 code for a protein of 713 amino acids. Gene Ontology annotation, cellular component: nucleoplasm; nucleolus. NCBI's taxonomy places the organism in Eukaryota, Metazoa, Chordata, Mammalia, Chiroptera, Hipposideridae. The transcript has 13 exons. Gene Ontology annotation, molecular function: protein binding. The record is from RefSeq and is a predicted model, not a curated record.
CUGGCCCGUCGUCUCCGGGUUCUUGACUGCCUCAGUCGUGUGCGUCGGCAACGGUAGUGACGCGUAUUGCCCGGAGGAUGGCGGACGCCGGCUUGCGUCGCGUGGUUCCCAGCGACCUGUAUCCUCUCGUGCUCGGCUUUCUGCGCGAUAACCAGCUCUCGGAGGUGGCCAAUAAGUUCGCCAAGGCAACAGGCGCUACCCAGCAGGACGCCAAUGCCUCUUCUCUCUUGGAGAUCUAUAGCUUCUGGCUCAACAGGUCCACCAAGGCUCCAAAGCGGAAGUUACAGACAAAUGGACCAGUGACUAAGAAGGCUAAGAAGAAGACUUCAUCUAGUGACAGCAGUGAAGACAGCAGCGAGGAGGAAAAAGCCCAAGGGCCCCCAGCUAAGAAAGCUGCUGUACCUACUAAGCAGGCCAGUCUGCCUCAGCAUCCUGGAAAGGCUGCAGCCAAAGCAUCUGAGAGCAGCAGCAGUGAAGAAUCCAGUGAUGAGGAUGAGGAGGAGGACAAAAAGAAAAAGCCUGUCCAGGUUUGCAACCUUGGGAAGGAGAAGGGAGUUAAGCCUCAAGCCAAGGCAGUCAAAGCUCCCCCUAAAAAGGCUGAGAGUUCUGAUUCUGAUUCUGACUCAAGUUCAGCGGAUGAGGCACCAAAGAACCAGAAGCCAAAGACAACACCUGUGGCAGCUAAAGCUCAGGUUAAAGCCCCAGCCAAACCAGGCACACCUGCUCGAGCAGCACCUAAAAUAGCCAAUGGCAAAGCAGCUGAUAGUAGUAGUAGCAGCAGCAGCAGCAGCAGCAGCAGCAGCGAUGACUCAGAGGAGGAGAAAGCAGCAGCCGUCUCCAAAAAGGCUGUACCUAAAAAGCAAGUAGUGGCCAAGGCUCCAGUGAAAGCAGCUGCCGGCCCCCCUCAAAAGAGUUCCAGCAGUGAGGACUCCUCCAGUGAGGAGGAGGAGGAGGAACAGGAGCAGAAAAAACCUAUAAAGAAAAAACCAGGUCCCUAUAGUUCAGUCCCCCCACCUUCUGCUCCCUUACCCAAGAAGUCCCUGGGAACUCAGCCUCCCAAGAAAGUUGCAGAGAAGAAACAGCCUGUGGAGAGCAGUGAGGACAGCAGUGAAGAGUCUGAUUCAAGCUCUGAGGAAGAAAAGAAGCCACUAGCUAAGGCAGUCAUUUCUAAAGCAGCCACUAAACCAGCUCCAGCAAAGAAGGCAGCAGAGAGCUCUUCAGACAGCUCAGACUCUGACAGUUCUGAGGAUGAAGCACCUGCUAAGCCAGCAAGUAUCACCAAGAAUCUCUCACGUAAGUCAGCUGCUACUCCCAAGCAGCCUGCAACCAAAUCAGCCACAACUCCCAAGCAGCCUGCAAGCAGUGGCCAGAAGCCUCUGACCAGAAAGGCUGAUAGCAGCUCCAGCGAGGAGGAGAGCAGUUCUAGUGAGGAGGAGGAAAAGGCAAAGAAGGUGGUGGCCACCCCUAAGUCCAAGGUGAUGGCCAAAGCAGCACCAUCGUUGCCUGCAAAACAGGCGUCUCAGGGUGGUGGGGACAGCAGCUCUGAUUCAGACAGCUCCAGCAGCGAGGAAGAGGAAGACGAGAAGCUGUCUAAACCCCCAGUGAAGAAGCCACAGAAGACAACGGGAGCUGUAUCCCCUUCCAGGGCAGCCUCCACAAAGAAAGUAAAGGCCAAGAGCAGCAGCAGUUCUUCUGAUGACUCCAGUGAGGAGGAGGAAGAGGAGAAGCCCAAAGGCAAGGGUACUCCUAGACCACAAGCCCCCAAAACCAAUGGCACCUCUAUCCUGACUGCCCAGAAUGGAAAAGCUGACAGGGAUAGCAGUGAGGAGGAAGAAAAGACAAAGGCAGUUUCUAAGCCAGGUUCAGGAAAGAAGCGGAAGCAGAAAGAAGUUGCCACAGAGGCAGAAACUCCUCAAGCCAAGAAGAUAAAGCCACAGACCCCCAACACAUUUCCAAAAAGGAAGAAAGCAGAAAAAAGGGCAUCAUCCCCAUUCCGAAGGAUCAGGGAGGAGGAAAUUGAGGUGGAUGCUCGAGUGGCAGACAACUCCUUUGACGCCAAGCGGGGUGCAUCCGGAGACUGGGGGGAGCGAGCCAAUCAGGUCCUGAAGUUCACCAAAGGCAAAUCCUUCCGGCAUGAGAAGACCAAGAAGAAGCGGGGCAGCUACCGGGGAGGUGCCAUCUCUGUCCAGGUCAAUUCAGUUAAGUUUGACAGCGAAUGACCUGGGGCCAUCGUAGCGAAGCAGGGGUAAUGAUCCAAGACUACUUACUUUUCCAACUGGACCUGGGAGUCCUCAGCUCUAUUAGGGAGGUCUUGGUGAGGACUGCAGUCUAGAAUAGACUGAAGACUUUGCAUUGAUUGUAACAUCCUCUCUGGUCCUUUUCUGUGUUCGUAGUUUUGUAUACAGAUUUGUUUUUGAGUGUUGAGUAGCAAGAACAAAAUAAGGGAAGUGUUCUUUUUUAAAAAAAAUUCAUUUUAGUUGUCAUCCCCUUUUCCCUGUUCUGUAGAAAUUCUCAUACUGAGAAAUUUGUAUAUUUUAUAUUAAAUCAUUUCCUAUUGCUUUUUUUUUUCCUAUUGAUUUUUGUUGUGAUUUUCAGAGGUGGGUUCCCACAGAUAAAAACUGUUGCCUAAUACAUAGUAAAAAAUCACGUGUAUAAAUUUUUAUAAUUGGAGAAUUCUGCCUAUGUGAAUGCACAUGUCCACAUUUCAUCCCUCCUAUCCCUCAGCCCUGGUGAGGGGCAGUUAAGAAUGGUUAAUGUAUAUGUCUGUUAAGCAUGCGCUGUUAAGCAUCCUCAUUCAUGGGGUCUCAGACCGAAGUUUUCAGAGAGCAUGGAUUUAGCUACUUUGGGAGAUAAAGUUCACCCUUUUGUUACAGGCAAAAUUCUGGUGUGGUGUGAAUGCUGUGGGGUCAGCCUGAAAUGUUUGUUUUCUGCAAUUUUAUUGCAUAAUGAUGUUUGCAAUAUAUGGUUUUUAAUUUGAAAGCAUAAACUUUUCUAUUGUGCAAAGA